UGGAGAAGCAGAAGAUCGUGUUGUGGCCGACAGUCCAGGCGCUAAGACAGCGCUGUUAUGAGAAUAGAAACCAGAGCUGAACUAUUAAAGAAAUGAAUGAUGGCCUGUUUCAAGUCCUGCACUUUCCUGCCCAGCUUAAAUAUGCUUCUGUAAACAAGCCAGGACAUUUCACCAAGUGGGACGUAGAACUUCUGAAACAGGUUAAACACAAAAAUAUGGCAUCCACAGGACUUUGUGGUACUCCGCAAACAUCAUCUGGUACCCUCCACAUGAACACAUCUCAUAGACAGUCACAGAAACGCUGCAAGGAGAGAAAUCACAACUGCUUGGAGUGUGGAAAGAAGUUUAAUCAUGAGAGUCAUCUCAAAAGACACCAGCGUGUUCACACAGGAGAGAAGCCGUAUCACUGCUCAGAGUGUGGGAAGAGGUUUACUCGACAGAGUACUCUCAAUGUACACCAGCUCAUUCACACUGGAAAAAAGCAAUAUUGCUGCUCAGAGUGCGGAAAAAGUUUCAAUCAUCAGAGUUAUCUUAAAAUACACCAGCGAAUUCACACUGGAGAAAAGCCAUAUCACUGCUCAGAGUGUGGGAACAGUUUUACUCAACAGAGUACUCUCAAAAUACACCAGCGCACUCACACAGGAGAGAAGCCGUAUCACUGCUCAGAGUGUGGGAAGAGUUUUAACCAGCAGAGUAAUCUCCAAGAACACCAACGCGUUCACACAGGAGAGAAACCAUAUUAUUGCUCAGAGUGUGGGAAGAGUUUUACUCAACAGACUAAUCUUAAAACACACCAGCGCAUUCAUGUAGGAGAGAAGCCGUAUCACUGCUCAGAGUGUGGGAAGAGUUUUACUGUCCAGAAUCAUCUUAAAACACACCAGCGCAUUCACACAAGAGAGAAGCUGUAUCUCUGCUCAGAGUGUGGGAAGAGUUUUACUCAACAGAGCCAUCUCCAACAACAUCAGCUCAUUCACACGGGAGAGAAGCCAUAUCACUGCUCAGAGUGUGGCAAGAGUUUUAGGUGUUCAAAAUCUGUGACUACACACAAGUGCACCAAAAGUGGUGGUGAAAACAUGCAGCAAUGGGUGUAAACAUUAACACAUUCCAGAAGUAAAAGUGUCCUGGAACUGGUGCUUCCAGCCCAGAAACCACAGGGGAAACCACAGAUUUUUGUUUUAAUCUGUUUCGAAAACAUGAGCAUACAAUAAAAUAUAGUUUCCUGUGCUGAACACCAUGUUUGCCCAUCAGCGCAUAUACCCAGUGAGGUGUGCUUCUUCAUAUUCUCCCCAAAAUGCUAAUUUCAUUUGUAAUAUAUGUUGAAAAGAAGUUCCACAUAUAUUUUUUCCUUUCUAUUUUAGUAUAACUAUGCUAAUCAAGUACUAAAUCAAAUCACAAACAUUUGACAGUGUGCUUGUCUCUUGUUGAGUUCCUCUUUUGCUUCCUUGAUUCUUACAUUAACGUUAACGUUUGUUGUUAUGAAGCUGCCAGUUUUGUCUUCCUUUUUAAUGUUUUCUGAAUGUUGUGUGUUAUGUGUUCAUGUUGAGGACUGUAAUGAAGAAGAUAUGACCCUGAAGACAACAACAGUGAUGUUUUUGCUGUGCUGGGCAGAAAUUCUGAUGUUAUUCCUCAGCUUUUAGGAUUUAAAAGAUUCUGGCGCUGCUUUCAGCUCUCUGGAGUAACUGUUCAUUUCAGUUCAGAUGCUCUAAAAUGAACACUUAUUCCAGUGAGCUGAGAGCACAUAUUCCCUACACGCAACCAACAGUUCCCUCUUUCUGUAUAGCUGUAUAACUCCUCAGAACCACAGUACUUAUUUAUACAUCUGUAGAAAUGUUUAUCAUCCUGUAAUGUACUGUAAAUAAAAGAUCUCGGCACAUAUACAUUCACAUAUUA
Molecule: messenger RNA, 1890 nt
Organism: Pygocentrus nattereri (red-bellied piranha)
Lineage: Eukaryota; Metazoa; Chordata; Actinopteri; Characiformes; Serrasalmidae
Product: zinc finger protein 239-like
Exons: 2
Coding region: 93-1091 (332 amino acids)
Biological process (GO): negative regulation of transcription by RNA polymerase II; regulation of cytokine production; regulation of immune system process
Source: RefSeq, a predicted model, not a curated record